AUGGCCGUGUCGCCUGGCGAUCCAUGUACCAGCUACGUGGCACUUGACGAGCCCUCCAGAAGUACCGGCAUCGAAGCGACCCCAGGCGGCCCGUUCCGGUGCGACAGCGGGCUGAGGACCCAGUGGUACCGGUUCGUCAGCCCAGCGGGCGGAGAGAUCCCAACGGACUGCUCUCUACUCGCACCCAGCAGCUGCUCAACCGUCGGACCUGUUUGGAUGAAAGGCUCUCUUCCAACGAUAUCUGACGGUGAAGUCACUAGGCAGGCGUGCCACAGGUCCCUCAGUGGAGACUGUGAGGCCAACUGUUGGGGCAUCAAAGUCAGGCAGUGUGAUGGACCCCCUGAACCGUACUACGUCUAUCUCUUACCCCCCACACCCGGCUGUGAACAAGCAUACUGUGCAGGGACCAACGAGCCGUGCCCACCAGGACAGAGCUCAGAAAACUACGGCUUCACACCUGGCUGUUCGGCUAAUUUCCCCGACAUAACGACCAACCCAAAGCUGACUAGCGGCACAGAGCCUUACCAAGUCGUGUUGUACUGCGACUUCGACCGUCCACCGAGGGACAACCUGAAUGUCGAAGUCUUCUGGGUCGCCGACAACACUCCCAUCUUCGAAGACAUAUUAAUAAAUGGAGAGAGCAGAUCAAUCUUGAAACAAGUUGAUCUAAAAGCCGGAAUGGGGAAGACGAUAGUCUGCAAAGUCCGCGGCAGGUACAAAGACGGAGGAAUCCCUGGCACGAUGGAAAUCAGCAAUGAGUUCUUUGCUGGAGUAAAGAUUCUUACGCAGGAUAUUUUGAUCGAAGAGGGAGGUGAGUCAAAGAACAUACAGCUCCAGCCCACACUGCCGCUUGUCUGCAAUGAAAUUGCGUCGUCAUGGGGUUUGGAGUGCAAACUGUCAGUACAAAUUGUUCACAAGACCGACGACUUUGCGGACAACAUCUGUGCGGGAAGUUUGCAGAAUGAGGUUGUUCAAGAAACCUGCAGCGUUGACUUUAACGAUGACACUUGGAACGGAAUCAUUGAGUUCCCAGUAAAGGCUGUCAGUGACAGUAUGGCGGACGGGUCAAGGCGCAUGAAGAUUGGAUUCAACCCGUUUUCUGUUGAUUCUGCGCCUCUGUGGGACUCGUACCAAAUUGGAGACGUUUAUGUCACCACUCGAAACAACGAUCCGGACAAGGAUGUCGUCUGCAAGUCCACAGGAGACCCGCACUACACCACGUUUGAUGGAAAGUACUAUCAUGUAUAUCAACCUGGCACAUUUACUCUGAUGAAGCAUCGGUUCCUCCCCAUUGAGGUUCAGACCAGGACGAAAAUGUGCAAUGCCGGGAAUGUGGCCUGUAACUGCGGCGUUGCUAUCCGGGCGGGAAACGAGGUGUUCAUCAUCACAAAGUGUAAAGACGGCGUGGACAGGUUCAGCUACUCCACGGGAAAAUGGGUUCAGUUUGAAUCGUCCCUUGCCACUAAGGUGGAACAUCAUGGCCCCGUGGGGAUAGACACACGUUUCUACUACAAAGAUGGAGGACAUCGGUUUUUGGUCUACUUCCCAACAGGAUCGUGGAUGGACAUUAUAGCGAUAGGAUCGUCCAACCAGUUUCUGAACAUUUACUUUUACCCUUCCGCUGACGACUACAAGAAAACUGAGGGGCUGUGUGGGACGUUUGAUGGCGACAAGACAAAUGACGGUCUCUAUGCAGAUCGUGAGACAGAGGUUAUCAUUGGCGACAACCAGGUGAUCACCGGUAGUGCAUUCGUCAAAAGCUGGAAACUUCCAGAUGACGACAAUCUCUUCGUGGGCAGUUUGAAGCCAUCUCCUCUUCCUCUAGAUGAGCGGAGAUACUGCGAAUGCAACAUCGAAGGCUCUUACCAGGAAGUGAGGUGCGACUCAUCAUACGCCUACAACUGUCAGUGGAAGUCGGCCAGCGCAGGUGCUAAGCCUGUCGCAGAACAACAGAACGCGCGCAAGAGGCGAAGCACAAGCUACCAUGACGAAGUCUACGAUGACGACAUGUUCGGUUUCGACUACAAUGAGCCGGCCAUUCCUGUGGCACCCCCAACUUGGCCUGCACCAAAUGGGAUGACAGAGGCGGAGGCCAGAACGUUCUGUGAGGACGCCAUGACGGGGUCCGCGGCAGGACAGCUGUGUACAUCAGUUCUUGGAGACAAAGUUGACUUGUCUUCAGCCACAGAGUCGUGCGUGGCUGAUAUCCAGGCAACGGGCGAUACCACAUGGGCGGAAACUGCUGUAACAACCAUGGAAAGCAGUUGUGGGAGUCUGCUGUACAGGAACACUUCCUUCUGGACAAGUAACUCCACCCAGACAAAUAACGGUACCCUGACACCCCCUUCGUUCUUUUACGAAACCGUCUCGUGUCCGGGCAACUGCAGCCAGAAAGGAAUCUGUGAGAAAGGAGAGUGCAUCUGUCAGGUGGGGUUCGAGGGUCCGUCGUGCUCCAUAGAAUCAGACACACCACCGGAAGCAUUCUUCAUUCCCAAGGAUGGACUGUGUGACAUCAACAUCCGGCCGUGCGAACGGACUCCUGUCAUCGGGAAGAACUUCCUGGAGUCGACCAAUCUCACAUGUUCUUUACAGGCGGCACAGGUUGACAAGAAUGGCGUUCAUCCUCUCAAUGACAAAACUACCGUUGCGGCCACUUUUGAGAACUUUGCCCGUGUGGUGUGUCCUCUGCCGCAAUCCCGUGUCAGGAGGAGUACGGCAGCCGGACACAGGACAACAGCCGAGGCGACGCUCGUCUCCAUCAGUAACGACGGUGUGCGCUUCAGCCCGCCGGUCCUGCUCAUCACGUAUGACGCCGUCUGUCAGGACUGCAACGCCACCGGAUUCUGUGUUCUCAGGGACAACUUCUGUGAGAUCGAUGGGUCUUGCUAUUACAGUGGAGACACACAGAUCGGAAACCGGUGCAAGCAGUGUGUCCCGUCAGUCACUGUCUCAGCUUGGAGCGACAGCCUAGACAAUGCCCCGCCCGUCUUUGAACCAACCGGUGACAUCAUCGCCUUUAUCAAUCAUCAAAUGAACUUCACAGUCAGGGCAUCCGACCCGGAAAACCGUACUCAACUGAGCUACUCGCUGGUAGGAGCCUCGCCCGACCCUGACCUGUCCCUGUCUAGCGAUGGUCAACUGAAGUGGACCCCAAAACUAAACACAACCAUCAUCGUCAACGUCAUGGCUGCUGACGAGUGUGGUGCAAGUUCGACAGGGUCUUUCACAGUCAUCGCUCGUGACUGUCCGUGUCAGAAUGGCGGCACGUGUCCUUCUUUCACGCUGGACAGUCUUGAGAACAACACCUGCAGCUGUCCUGCCGGAAUGACUGGUGAUGGAAUCAGCUGUGUCGAAAUAAUUGUACCAGUCCAACAAGGGUCCAGCUGGUACGAACAGCCCGUGUACAUCGCGCUGCUGUCUGUGGGGGCUGUUUUUAACGCUGCAGCUCUGAUCGGAGUCGCUGUGUGGAACGUCAAAGCACGAAAUGUCACCAAAAUCAAGGUGGGAGACCUGCCGCUGGAGGACAGGGAGAAGGGCAACGGUUCCCUAAAUCGCCAUGGUGAUAAGAUGGGCCUGGAUGACAAACAUGGCUAGUGUAGCAUCAGCUGAGAUACAGAUUACAUUAGUGUAAAAUGUCUCGGUCUGGGUUAAGGAAAGCCCACAGUACAAUAUUUUCUGUUAAUCUUCUUGAAUUCGAUUACAGUAUAAUUAAGAUUACACAUCUUUUGAACAGCCUAUGCAAACACUUGACAAUUGACGACAUUUGUAGCUUUAGCUAUAAUUGGAAAACUAUCCCAAACAAGUGUCUGGCAUGAACAUUGAUGAUGGAAAGACAGUAAAGCACAUGAUUUGUUGAAAAAAAAAUUCUGAGUCAUAUAUAUCCAGUGGAUCGGACGACUCAUUCUCAUAACCAGUUUUCUUGGUUUCGUCUUGAAGUGUGUGUGUGUCGUGUUUAAACUUUUAAAAAAUUAAAUUGUCAUUAUGGUGUGAUUUUUUUUUCGUAUUGCACAGGAUGAAAUGUUUCAAGCAAAUUAGUACAGAGUACAGUACAGAGCUCACCAACUAUUGCAUUACUAACAUUGGCAUAAACCUAUGAUUUACAAAGAAUUCUGAAACCCAAACCAUUUACCAUUCACUACAUUAUAAAUUGCACGGCAUUAUUGCAUCAGCUAUUAUGGAGUUCACCUGAUAUUGGACUAACCCUGUUUUAGGGAUGAAAUUCCCUCUCAAACCGUUCAUGCAAAAAGCAGGAGGGCAAUGUAUACACAGAAAGUGCACGUAUACUAUUAAAAUGACUUGUUGACCCAAAGAUAUGUGUGGAAAACAAA
Messenger RNA from Branchiostoma belcheri (Belcher's lancelet), 4328 nucleotides. RefSeq names its product von Willebrand factor D and EGF domain-containing protein-like. The record is from RefSeq and is a predicted model, not a curated record. The transcript has 18 exons. Gene Ontology annotation, cellular component: membrane. The coding region runs from base 1 to 3594 and encodes 1197 amino acids. Gene Ontology annotation, molecular function: calcium ion binding. Lineage: Eukaryota; Metazoa; Chordata; Leptocardii; Amphioxiformes; Branchiostomatidae.